CAAGCAAAACCGCUGAACAAGCGGCCGCGUUUGCCAACGUUUAGGUGUACAAAUUUUCAUUGGCGUUGAUAGAACAAAUUUUUGCGUUCGAAGUGUGCAAGCAUUUGUGCAUCAAGGAUGCCCGACAGUGAACCCGAUAGCGAUGCGAGCAACAGCUCCACCAGCAGCAGUGCCACAACAACGAGCGGCACCGACAGCAGCAGCAGCGGUGGCGACAGCAGCAGCCGCAGUCGACAGCCAAGUGACAAGGAAGAAGCAGAUGUGAAACGUGAUAAGAAGCCAACAAUUGAAAAGGAAAAAACGCUAAAGGCAUCUAAGCAAGCUGACAAGGAAGAAGAACAACAACGACAGUCAGAUGACACAAGUAAAAGUGCAGCAAACGUUGCAGCCACGUCUGAGGUGAAAAAAGUUGAAAAAGAAGAAGCAGCAAAGCCUGAAAAAACAGAAACAGACCCAGUGGAAACAUGCGAAACGCGAACAGAGCUGCCAACUGAGCAGACAGAUCAGACAUCUGGCAAGGAGCGCAAGGAGGAGGAGGAUGUGAAGAAGUAUGUUCGGAAGGAAGAGCUCAGUGAGAAGGAGGAGGAAGAGAAGCAGAAUGAGGAGAAGAUGGUGAAGGAAAAAAAGGAGGAGAAGGCGGAGGAGGAGGAGGAAAAGUCGAUGGAGCCUUUAGUGACCACAAAUGGAGAUGUAGCCUGCAAUGAGUUGGAGCAGCCAGUGGGCGCUGCUGUGGAGGAAGGCGAAAUUACCGAUAAAGACGAUGAUUCGCCCAUCAAAGCAGCAACAACAAGCGCAGAUGACAAGCAGCAGGAGGCGGAGGCAGAGGCAAAGGAACACAACAAAUCUGCAGCCGAGUCGUCAGGGAAACUGCCUAAAAUUGCUAGCGAGGUGCGCAGACGCAGCAAGGAGAAUGAGGAGGAGACGCGACAACGUCGUCGCCGGCACUCGAGUCGUAGUCGCAGUCGCAGUGCGAGUCGCAGUCGUUCACCUCGCAGUCGACGACGAAGACGAACACGUUCGCCGCGCAGUCGUAGCGUGAGUCCGGUGCGCCGGCGUUCCAGCUCCCUGGAGCGACGACGCAUGGAGCGUCAGAGGCGACACGACGAGCGCGACAAGCGGGAUGAGGUGCGUGCGCGGGAGCGCGAGAAGCGUCAUCAGCAUCGACGACGCAGCGAAGGAUCCAUUAAAGAUCAGCGUAGUCCCGGUGGAGAGAAGGCAACACCGCCCGCUGAGAAUGCCGAUAAUGCCACUGUGACUGAGCCAACGGCAAAGAUUAGCGAACGCCAGCGACGCACUGUGGAUGUGCUCACAUCGCGCACAGGCGGUGCCUAUAUUCCACCGGCCAAGUUGCGUCUAAUGCAGGCGGAGAUCACAGACAAAGCAUCGGCGGCGUAUCAACGCAUCGCUUGGGAGGCGCUCAAGAAAUCCAUUCAUGGCUACAUCAACAAGGUGAACGUGACGAAUAUUGCGAUUAUCACCCGGGAAUUGCUGCGGGAGAAUAUUGUACGGGGACGCGGUUUGCUGUGUCGCAGCAUAAUCCAAGCGCAGGCUGCGUCUCCCACUUUCACGCAUGUCUAUGCCGCCCUGGUGGCCAUCAUCAACUCCAAGUUUCCCAAUAUCGGGGAACUGCUGCUCAAGCGUCUGGUGAUUCAAUUUCGACGCGCCUUUCGUCGCAACGAUAAAAUGGUUUGCAUGUCAGCUACUCGAUUCAUUGGUCAUCUGGUCAAUCAGCGGGUGGCACAUGAGAUAUUGGCGCUGGAGAUGCUGACGCUGCUGGUGGAGAUGCCCACCGAUGAUUCCGUCGAGGUGGCCAUCUCAUUUCUCAAGGAGUGCGGCAUGAAACUGACCGAAGUCUCCUCGAAGGGGAUAGGUGCAAUCUUCGAGAUGUUGCGCAACAUUCUCCACGAGGGCAAACUGGACCGAAGGGUGCAGUAUAUGAUCGAGGUGCUCUUCCAGGUGCGCAAGGAUGGCUUCAAGGAUCAUCCGGCGAUUGUCGAUGAUCUGGAGCUAGUCGAGGAGGACGAUCAAUUUACGCAUCUCAUGAUGCUGGACGAAGCCACCGAAACGGAGGAUAUUCUCAACGUUUUCAAGUUUGACGAGAACUUUGCGGAGAAUGAGGAGAAAUACAAGGCGCUGAGCUCUGAGAUUCUUGGCAGCGAUGCCAGUGGCUCUGGCAGUGGCUCCUCCGGCUCUGGCUCGGAUUCUGAGAGCGAUUCCGAUGCUGAAUCCGGCUCGGGUGCCGAGGGCAAUGGAGAGAAGACAACAGCUGGCGGCGAUAUUAUUGACAACACGGAAACCAAUUUGAUUGCAUUGCGUCGCACCAUUUAUUUGACAAUCAAUUCGAGUUUGGAUUACGAGGAGUGUGCGCACAAGCUGAUGAAGAUGCAACUGAAGCCGGGCCAGGAAGUGGAGCUGUGUCACAUGUUCCUCGACUGCUGCGCCGAGCAGCGGACCUACGAGAAGUUCUAUGGUCUGCUCGCCCAGCGCUUCUGCAGCAUCAAUAAGAUCUAUGUGCCUCCGUUUGAGGAGAUUUUCAAGGAUACGUAUCAGACGACGCAUCGCUUGGACACGAAUCGAUUGCGCAAUGUGAGCAAAUUCUUUGCCCAUCUGCUCUUCACGGAUGCCAUCAGUUGGGAUGUGCUCGAGUGCAUUCAAUUGAACGAGGAUGAUACGACAUCUUCGAGUCGCAUUUUCAUCAAGAUCUUAUUCCAGGAGCUGGCGGAAUAUAUGGGGCUAGGCAAGCUGAAUGGCAAGCUGAAGGAGGAUGUGCUGCUGGACAGCUUGGCGGGCCUAUUCCCCAAGGAUAAUCCCCGCAAUACACGUUUCUCGAUUAACUUCUUCACGUCGAUUGGUUUGGGUGGGCUAACGGAUGAUUUGCGUCGUUUCCUGAAGAAUGCGCCCAAGACGGUGCCGGCCAUCAAUGCGGAGAUACUUGCCAGCGGCAAUCCCUUCAAGGAUGCAUCGGCUGCUGGUCAAGUGGCGAACGUUGUCAAAGGCUCCUCCUCCUCCUCCAGCAGUAGCUCAUCGAGCAGCUCCUCCAGCGAGGACAACAGCAGCGAUGAGGAAAGCGACAGCGAGUCCAGCUCCAGUUCGGAAUCCAGUGAACCCGCGCGCAAACACAAGCACAAGGAGAAGCGCAAGAAGAAGUCCAAAAAGCAGCGCAAGUCCAAAAAGUCCAAGGAUAAGAAGAACGAGAAGCAAAAGUCCAAGAAAACGGAGAAGCAAAAGAAGAAAAAGGCGACGGAGGCGGAGAAGAACUCAAAGCGCAAACGUAAACAGAGCAGCAGCAGUUCCAGUUCCAGCAGCAGCAGCGAGAACGAAAACAACAGCAGCUCCUCCUCUGAGACAUCCUCCGCUAGCGUUGAGCCGCAGCCGAAAAUCCAACGCAGAGAUAAUACUAACAACACCAACCACAACAAUCACAGCAGCAGCAGUGGCAAAUCAAAACCGGCUUCCAGGAGUCAAAAGCAUGACAGCGAUGACUUCAAUCUGGAAGGACCCACUGCAUUGCCAGCAGCACGACAACAGCAUAACGGAAACGGCAAUGGAAAUGGACAUGGUGGCAGACGGGAGGCAUCAGCCGAAAGGCAGCUGCCUCGAGAGAGGGAACGUGAGAGGGAGCGAGAGCGGGAGCGGGAGCGGGAGCGGGAGCGUGAGCGAGAUCGUCGUGGAAGGCAUAUUGAAGAUGAUAGCCGGAGCAGCAGCAAAAGAGUGGAACGGGACACAGAACGCGACAAGGGACGAGAUCGGGAACGGGAGCGUGAUAGGGAAAGGGAACGUGACAGAGAUAGGGAACGGGAGAGGGAGCCGGAAAGGGAUCGAGAACGAGAACGGGAACGGGAGCGAAAAAGGGAACGCGACUCGCGUCCAGCACGCAGGGAGCGAGAGCCGAGACGCGAUUCGCCCAGACGCCAACACCAUCACAGGCGCAGCGUGUCCAAGGAGCGAGGCUGAAGGAGCAUUCAUUGCAUUUGCCCAUGGAAUCUGUCGAACAACCGAACUGUGUACAAAGCAACGAUCUGAGCCCAACAGCAACAACAACAACAAUUAUAAAUGUACAAAAAAAAAUUCAUAAAUAUAAAAGCAAAAAUAUGAAAA
Molecule: messenger RNA, 4098 nt
Organism: Drosophila grimshawi
Lineage: Eukaryota; Metazoa; Arthropoda; Insecta; Diptera; Drosophilidae
Gene: ncm
Product: pre-mRNA-splicing factor CWC22 homolog
Exons: 3
Coding region: 118-3954 (1278 amino acids)
Biological process (GO): mRNA splicing, via spliceosome
Cellular component (GO): catalytic step 2 spliceosome
Molecular function (GO): protein binding; RNA binding
Source: RefSeq, a predicted model, not a curated record